Molecule: messenger RNA, 1902 nt
Organism: Punica granatum (pomegranate)
Lineage: Eukaryota; Viridiplantae; Streptophyta; Magnoliopsida; Myrtales; Lythraceae
Source: RefSeq, a predicted model, not a curated record
CGCGUGGAUCAGUGGACAUAACAAACAGAAGAAGGGAAGGGAAGGGAAAGGGGCCGUUUUGAUAAGGUGAUCUUUCCAGCUCCCUCUUUCACUGUUUGAACACACAAAUCCUCAACUUCCCUUAAUCCCCGCCUGCUUCUGUUCUUGCAGCCUAGUUAUAUAACCCCAUCCCAUUCAUUAAUUCCAAAGGUUUUCACGUUUCCUUCAUUCGGUCAUUACCCUUUUCCGGUUUCGCCGCCUCCCCACGGUCGAGUUCUUCCCGGUUGAGGGUGCUGAAACACUGUGGAGAUUGUACCGGAGGUUAUCAUGACGAAUAGGCUAAUGCCUGCAAUGUCGUUCCUCCUCCUGCUCGUUUUCCUAGUUGUCGUCGAUGACAGGGUGCUUCCUGUCCGUGCCGUAGUGCCCGAUGGCUCGAUGAGGUUCGAGUUGGUCCGCGAACAUGGGCCCGACAAUGGAGGUGCUGAGCUGCAGCAUACGAGGGAGCUGCUCCAGAGGGACGUUGCGCGGUACCGUAUGAUCUCCCAAAGGCGCCGGGUCGGGCAGAGCGCGAGGAGGAAGACGCUGGAACAGGAAGUGCCCAGUAGAGGCAUCGACUGCGUGAACGAAACAGUCUCAAUGGAUUCGCCGAUGAUAUCGGGCCGGGACUACGGUAUCGGGCAGUACGUGGUGCAAGUGAAGGUCGGGACUCCGCCGAAGAAGUUCAGAUUGAUAGCUGAUUUAGGCAGCGAGCUGACGUGGGUGAGAUGUCAUUACGACCAACGGCGGCCCCGCCACCGCCGCCAUGGGGUGUUCCUGCCGGCCAACUCCUCCACUUUCACCACCAUCCCCUGCUCUUCCCGCACCUGCAAAGUCGACCUCAUGAAUCUCUUCUCUCUCACUCGGUGCCCCAUCCCGUCCGCACCCUGCGCUUACGACUUUAGAUACUUGGACGGUUCUGCUGCAGUAGGCAUAUUCGCUGAGGAGACCAUAACAGCACGCCUCACGAAUGGGCACGAGAUGAAAAUGGAAAAGGUGCUAAUCGGGUGCAGCGAGUCCAUCCGGGGGCCGACGUUGCAGGCUGUUGAUGGGGUGCUUGGCCUGGCCUACACUCGGCCCUCCUUCACAGCAACAGCCGCCCGUAGAUUUGACGGAAAAUUCUCGUACUGCCUGGUGGACCAUUUAAGCCACAAGAAUGUCAGAAGUCAUCUCACUUUUGGAAACAGCCGUGGCCACAGCCGGUUGCUAGCAAAGAUGCGGUACACCAAUCUCGUACUUGGCGGGGCAAUCAGCCCGUUGUACGGAGUAGAUAUAUCAGGGAUAUCCAUUGGAGGAAAGUUGCUAGAUAUACCACGCCAAGUGUGGGCCCCAAAUAGCGGAGGCGGCGUCAUCAUGGACUCCGGCACGAGCCUGACCUUCUUGGCUGCACCUGCAUACCAGCAGGUCAUCGGGCCGCUCAAGGCAUCCUUGUCGAGGUAUAUGAGGGUGAAUGAAAGCGUCGGGCCCAUGGAGUACUGCUUCGACUCCACAGGCUUCGAGGGGUCUCAUGUUUCGCGUUUAGUGAUCCAUUUCGAGGACGGAGCGAGAUUCGAGCCGCCCGUGAAGAGCUACGUGAUAGACGUCGCUCCCGGCAUCAAAUGCAUAGGCUUGCUGUCGGCGAAGUGGCCCAGUAUGUCCAUCAUAGGCAACAUUAUGCAGCAGAACCAUUUCUGGGAAUUCGACUUAGCAGAGAAGAAGUUAGGAUUCGCGCCGUCUUCCUGCACCUAACAAGCAGCAGCAGUCCCUUUCAUUGAUUCUUUCAAUGUAGUAGUGUCUGUAUAUUGCUGCAAAUCCAUUGCAGUCAGUGUAAGUUUCUUCGAUUGUGAUAUCAAAUUUGAAAGCUCAUCAUAAACAAAAAAGAAGCAUCUCGCCGGGACAGAGCGAGUC